AUGCGACGGCGGCAUACUGAACUUGGCUCGCGCCUUUCCCGACCAGGUGAUGUCUGCACGCGCAUCAUCGCUUCGGGAACUAUCAGUGCGCUCGACUGCGACGAGACGCCACCAGAACUGCUGAUCGAGUUCGUCUGUGCUUCGUGUUACGAUCGAUAUCGACGAUGCACGGACUGCGGGAGUCGAUUCAGUCCGCGCGUCGGCACGGGGAAGUGGCGCCUCAAGGAGCUUUUCGCCGACGGCAAAAGGUCGUGCUCGCUACCCCACCGGCCGCUCGUGCUCGAGGAUACGACCUGCGAUACAUGGUGCGUGAGCGACCUAUCCCAUGGCACCAAAUAAAUCGCAGCUUUCUUGCACGAAGCUCAUAAGGGGCUUGUGACUUCGUUCAUGGCCGUCGGCGCGAUCCCCGACACGAUGGAGUCCGAUUCUCCACUGCGCGUCGACUUUCGAACCGCUGCGAUGGUCAGUAACGACGUCAAUAGUGUCUUGACAAGCUUGGUGACACAGGUGUGUGAAUCUGAACGGUUGGCUAGAAAGCGAGCUCGAUCGCUGACGAGUAUGUACUUUCGGUUCUGCACACCAGGACAUCGAAGCGGAGCUCGGCAUCCGUGAGGCUUUCGCAUGUGCUAUUUACGCGGUCUGAUUCCCCGCUGAACUCGCUCUACGCCAAUCAUUCUCGCAGGGCGAUACAUAGGGAUCAGAUGGCAUAACCCCGGCAAGCAGGAACGCGGUAGAUCGUUCGUUCUGCAAUCCCAAGACCCGGACGUGAUCGCUCGGGAGCGGCCGCAAUGCCUGAUGAGAGAUGGCUAUACAUUGCACAGCUAUAUCUUUGCCGAAUUAGAUGUGAGUUGUCUUAAGUGAGAACGACGUUCGAAGAAGAGUUGUAUAGGUCAGGUACCAACUCAUUGAUGGCUUUGUAUCCUGUGUCCCAGCUUACCCACGGCACCGCAGGGAUUCAUGCCACGGUGCCCCGAGGAGUGAGAUCAUCCCCAUUGGAAUGUCAGCUCACCUAUGAGAGUCAGGACGCUGACCCAAUUACCUGUACUGUACUGAACAGAUCGGGCAUAGCUAUUUCGCUCGUACGUCCCGAACUGGUGAGUUACUUUGAUUAGAUACGAAUUGCUCACCGCCACCCUCUACCGAUGCACUUGCAUAGAAUCUCUCCUUGCCCAAGCGCUCCUGGUGCGAAUGCGUACCGACCUCCUCGUAACGAACACCACACGCCUCGCACAACGGUUGAAUCCAUUCCCCAAGAUCCAUGCGGUGUGGAGCUUCAUGUAA
Messenger RNA from Microbotryum saponariae, 1281 nucleotides. Lineage: Eukaryota; Fungi; Basidiomycota; Microbotryomycetes; Microbotryales; Microbotryaceae. The record is from the annotation of a GenBank genome assembly.